AUGACUGAACCUGUCCCGCAUGUUUCUCCACGGCCGCAGCCCGCAGAUAUAUAUUGGCGCACUGCACGAAGCCCUGUCCCGGGCGGGUUUGCUGCUCGACGGCGUUGGAAGGGCUCACGAGAGCAGCCCCUCUUCAACGGUGAUAACUAUCGACAGCGACGGAGGGACGAGAGGGGCGCGCGCCGUUCAUUGGCGGGAAGCGUGCGGUGGCUUGAUAUGCAGGCACUAAAUAUCAGAUCCAAUGGCUGUCAAGCUGUCAUACGAGAGACUUCACACCGACAGAGGGAUAUCAAAGCGGACGGUGAUGAGACUGCAGUUCCGAAGAUUCUCCGUUGA
Molecule: messenger RNA, 336 nt
Organism: Microsporum canis CBS 113480
Lineage: Eukaryota; Fungi; Ascomycota; Eurotiomycetes; Onygenales; Arthrodermataceae
Exons: 2
Coding region: 1-336 (111 amino acids)
Source: RefSeq, a predicted model, not a curated record